Messenger RNA from Necator americanus (New World hookworm), 297 nucleotides. RefSeq lists its product as uncharacterized. Lineage: Eukaryota; Metazoa; Nematoda; Chromadorea; Rhabditida; Ancylostomatidae. Bases 1 to 297 code for a protein of 98 amino acids. The transcript has a single exon. The record is from RefSeq and is a predicted model, not a curated record.
AUGGAUUCAGGGGAUGGACUCUCUGUUUCUGCUGAGCCAGGACUGACUCAUGACAUCCUUGUAUCCCGCACGUCGGUCCGGCCAAAAGCCUGCAAUCAAGUGACUUGGAGGUGCAAGGGAGGCGGUUUGGAGUCGCCUCCAACAAAUAAGCUCCACAUGUCCACUCCGGGAGAACGGAAGUUCUUCCAGAAACUCAUGGGACUAGAGGCUUGCAACCUGCCCAUGGGUUUUAAAAUUUUACGCAAAACAGUAAUAGAAAAGAGUCUCCUGAUUCCGGAGGAAAGCCUGGUACGGUAG